AUGCCGACCAGGAUGCUGGCGAAACGUCUGGGAAUGUACCACGUCCGCAGUCCGACUUUGGAAAUGAUCAUGCAUACAAUGGACUCCGGACAAGUAAUAGACGGUGUUAUCCGCGGCGUACUGGCUUCUGGAGCCCGGCUCAUUCAAUAUGCUGGGGCCGCUAUGGACAGUCUUCACUUCAGAGGUGAUGAUGUCGGAAGGAGGGUUGCCAGUGGUGGAAGUCAUCUGAAGCGAAGGGUCACCGGAGAAGUUCAUCGGCCUCUUCAGGUAGCCCCCGUUGACGCGGUACAGGGCGAACAAGAAGAAGGAGUCUAUGGCAUAGCAAACCGUAUUGAGGCUGAAAAACACCUACGAGAGCUGGAGUUGCUAAGCGAUUAA
Protopolystoma xenopodis is the source of this 378-nucleotide messenger RNA. The record is from the annotation of a GenBank genome assembly. NCBI's taxonomy places the organism in Eukaryota, Metazoa, Platyhelminthes, Monogenea, Polystomatidea, Polystomatidae.